Calidris pugnax (ruff) is the source of this 2204-nucleotide messenger RNA. RefSeq lists its product as uncharacterized. The transcript is spliced from 4 exons. The record is from RefSeq and is a predicted model, not a curated record. NCBI's taxonomy places the organism in Eukaryota, Metazoa, Chordata, Aves, Charadriiformes, Scolopacidae. The coding region runs from base 801 to 1760 and encodes 319 amino acids.
GCCCCAACCAAACAAAGAGGGCAGGAGCUUUUCAAACAACAGCCUCCCAUAAAGUUGGCUGCUGCAGAGCUGGGCUGUGCUGGGACCCUGGCACACCGGAGGAUGCGGCAGCGGCAGCAAGUUGGUGUCAUCACCUGGGAGGAUCCCGGCAGUCGCCUUUAGUCCCUGCUCGGGGCAGUGCCGUCUCCAGACCGGACGGUCAGGCUCUGCAGCACCAACGUUUCCAUGCAGUUGCUGUCAAACGUGGGCAUCCCCAGUUCUACUCAUCAUAACCUUCCAGGCCACCAAGGAGACGCAAGGCUCCAGCAGGGACCUGCCAGCCUUGUGUGAUGAACUGCCGCUUGCCAGGACUCACACUGAGCUCCUCGGGAUGCUGAGGUACUGCUCGGGACCCUGAUCACUCCCGAUUCCUCGCUGUGCUGCUGGCAGUGGGGAAUCGAUGUCCAGUUUGGGACACUGGGCAGAGCCGAUCCAUUACCAUUGUCUGUGUUCUUGAGGGACUGGGGCACUGGGCUGGACGCCACGCUCUGAGGGGGCUCCGCAUGAACAAGGGACAAGGUUUGGGCUGUCCCUAGUUGCUCGGGUGGGAAGACCUGCCUCCUUCCUCCUCUCUGUCUGGGAAGUGGGUCACUGCUGGAAGCUGGGGAUGUUGCCACGUGGAGCAGUGGCCAGGCCCAGCAGCCUGGUGGCAGAGAGCUAGCUGAGCCCGGACACCCUGGUGCUGCCCGGGGGGCUGCAGUGUCCCCACGGCAGCCCUGCUCCGGGGAUGUAGGUGCUGGGUGCAGGAGGUGCUGGGAGCGAUGGGCAGGCUGGACGACCAUGCCAAGAGGAGGAUCGUGGAGCUGCGCAGGGCUGGGCUGAGCUUCCGCAAGAUCAAGAAGGUGCUGGAGCUGGACGACAUCCAGGUGACGCCGCAGGCUGUGUACCUCUUCCUCAAGCGUAAGAGCGUGGAGCCGGGGCCGGUGGCAGCUGGCUGGGAUGGGGACCAGCCCUGGCCACCACUGCCAGGGCAUGAGGCUGAGCCACCCGAGCUGCUAGGUGCCCGGCCCCCGACAAUGCCUGGCGGGGUCCCUGCGGGCAGCCGAGUCCCCUGCCCUGCUGGUGGCCAGGACACCAAGGAGGGCAUCCAAAUUGUCGGCGUGGCCUCACUGUGCAAGGAUGGCAGGCAGCUCAGGGAGAACCUGCCUGUGGGACUGCCCCCCAGGAAUGAUGAUGACAGCUCUGCAGGUUCUCCCUUGGCUCCAGGGAGCUGCCACCCUCUGGGGAUGCCAGCCACCCCCCCACAGUCCCUGCCCAGCCCAGGGCGGUUGGUUGCACCCCCUGCCAGGAACCCAGCCCUGAUGGUGAAGAAGAAGAUGGUGGACAGGGCUAUCCUCCUGCAGAAAACGGUCACAGAUGCCAGCACUCAAACUGCCCUGCUGAACCCUGCAAGUCCUGGAAAUCAAAGCACUGCUUGGGCAGGACCAGUACUUCCCCCUGCUCCCAGCUCCAUUGCUGAAAAGCUGGAUGCUGUACAGAUGGAGGUCCAGAAGCUGAGCCAGGCCCUGCAGGCAGUGCUGGAGCGGCAAUGCCGCUUGGAGCGGCAGCAGGAGCACCAGCAACGGCUGCAGCAGGAGGUGCUGAUGACACUGCAGCAGCUCAGUUCCACCGUGAGCCACAGCAUGGUGCCAGCUAACCAGCCCUGUGUCCCCUUCAGCAGUAUGGCUGAGCCCUCGCCCACUGUGCCAAGCUUCAGCCAGUUCAAGAUGGAGCUCAUCUGACCUCACCUGAUGCCAGUAUGCUCCAGCAGUGCUACACUGGUGGCAGGAUGAAGUCAUGAAGAAGAACCCCCUCUCAGAGGCUGUGGCAGCUGCCUAAAGAUUAUUUGGAGCACCCAGCAGAGAAGGUCACUGGUGUCUCAUGUUUUCAGCCCUGUUGAUUGAAAAGAAAGAGCUGCCUGGGACAAGGGGCAGGGCAAUGGAAAGAUGAGGCCUUGCUUCUCCCAUGCUGCCCAUCCUGGCUGACACUGGAGCUGGCUGGUGGCAGGCUGCCUGCAAGUAGAAGAUACAACUAAGAGAGACACACUAGGGAGGUGGGUCUCAAAGAAAAUGUGAGGCUUCCUCUCACGUGGGUCAGUGCCAUGACGAUGAAUCACAGAAAUGCUUUGUGCCCUCUCUCCACAGAGCCUUGUUCAGUAAAAAUCUCCAUACACCAUGGUUCAGAAA